UAUUAUUCCAAAUUUUCUUGGCCACGCUACACGAGAUCCCACUGUUAAUACAUGCACUUCCUGACUCUCCAUGGAAGGACCUUCUCUCACAUUAUAGAGAGAGAAUAUAAUCUGUUGCAUGUGGAGAUUGGUUGAUUGUAACUGGAAUUCCAGAUUGUCACUAAGAAGUUCUGUAGUGUAUACAUUCUCUUCAUGGUCUUGGUGAAGGAUAUCAUGCAUUGAAGGGUGUCCUGGUGUAUGCAAUAGUCCAAUGGAUGAGACGAAGGGAAUGUGUGCCACUGUCCCUUGGACUACUCAUAAACCAUUGGAUCAUCGCAGCCCAAUGAACUGAUGUAUAGUGGUUGGAAGAGAUCGGACUCAUCAGAAUCGGACAUGAAGCAGAUGCUGGGUCCUACUCUCUCUGCACUACGUUCUAGCACUUCAUUGGAUGGUUCUCAUUCUCCAAGAUGUCAUAUUCAGGUUCCAUUUCGCAGAUCAAUGCCAGGAUCUUAUGUUACUCGACUGGACUGCAUGGUUGAUUUAGAGCUGCCAAAAGCAAUUAGAAAUGGAAAACAUUUUGUACAGGUGAAAGCCAUUCGGAGGAGAAGAGCUUAUUUGCAGACAGACACUUAUGUCCUAAUGGAACCAGGCAAAAGCGAGGAAUUUGUAUCAGAGGAUGAAUUAAAGACAAGACUGAAAGCUUGGCUUGAGAACUGGCCUGGCGAAGAGUUACCACCUGAUCUUGCAAGAUUCAAAGACAUCGAUGAUGCUGUGUCCCACUUGGUUAAGUCAGUUUGCGAACUUGAGAUUGAUGGAGAUGUUGGUUCCAUACAGUGGUAUGAAGUUCGACUCGAAUGAGUAUUAGCUUGCCUUGGAAAAUUGUGAAAUCUCUCUCUCUCUCUCUAUAUAUACAUCUCUCUCUCUCUUCCUACGCUCUUUAAAUUGUUAUCUACCAUGACAUUCUAUGUAUAUGGUAUUGAAUGUUGUCUCUGACCUGUCACAGAAACCACCUCCCUCCCCCCCUCCCCCACCUCCUCUUCUCUCUCUCUCUCACAAAAUUGGCAUGAUGUAUACAUGUUACAUUCUACGAAUGUAGUAUUGAAUGCCCAGAUUUUUUGCUUCUUGGAUUCUGAUACGUGGUGUCUCAUCUGAGCUAUUGAAAUUUCUCUCUUUCUUUCUUUCUUUUCUUUUUCCUCUCUCUCUCUCUCUCUCCUUAAAACUGUGAAAUUGUCAUGAAGUAAAUGCAUCUCUGUCGCGAUCUAUGAAUAUGGUCUGUUUUCAUGUGUCUGACCUGUGUUGAGUGUUGACAACCUCCCCAUACCACCCACAACCAACUCUCUGUC
Amborella trichopoda is the source of this 1322-nucleotide messenger RNA. RefSeq names its product chlororespiratory reduction 7 (gene CRR7). Gene Ontology annotation, cellular component: chloroplast stroma. Lineage: Eukaryota; Viridiplantae; Streptophyta; Magnoliopsida; Amborellales; Amborellaceae. The record is from RefSeq and is a predicted model, not a curated record.